Molecule: messenger RNA, 858 nt
Organism: Herpailurus yagouaroundi (jaguarundi)
Lineage: Eukaryota; Metazoa; Chordata; Mammalia; Carnivora; Felidae
Product: translation initiation factor IF-2-like
Exons: 4
Coding region: 1-492 (163 amino acids)
Source: RefSeq, a predicted model, not a curated record
AUGGCCAAGGCUAUGGCCUCUGAGGAAUGUCAUCAGAAGCUGCACCCUGCCCAGAGUGGACGCGGAGGGCGAGCAGGCGGGCGGCCGCCGCGCUCGGCCCCUGCAGCCGCAGAGUUUGCAGCGGCGGCGGGGGCGGUUGCCGGCCGUAGUCCCGUCCCCGGUGCUGUCGUACGACACUUUGCAGCAGUUGGCGCGGCGCUUUCCGGCCGGCGGCCCGCGGGCCGGUGGGCGGGGCUGGCCGCGCCGUCAAGCUCGGGCCGGGCAGGGGCGGGGCUUGCUCGGAGAGGCUGGCUGGAGCUGACCCAGAGCAGGGGAGCAGUCGGAGCCCGGGUCCGGAGGCCGGCUGCGGUUGCUUCCCGGACGCGCUGGGCGCCCGGGCCCGAGGUCCGCGGGAGAUUGCGCUCCUGGAGCAGCGAAAACGGCCGGAAAACGAGGAAGAUGGCUCUGACAGCAAGAAAGCGGAUGGGCAGCGUGGAGAGGACAAGACUCUAAAUUUUUUCAUCACUAACUGGAAAUACUUGAGCCUGGACGCCUAAUAUGAGAAGAUUUUGAUACAGUACUGUGAGUAAAGGUUUAACAAACCCCCUUUCUUCUCUACAGACAGAUUUCACUUUGGGUUGCCUUUUUAACUUGUCCUAGAAACCUGAUGAAGUUACAACGUCAACUGUGUUACAAAACAUCCUUGCUUGUGUCAGAAGUGCUCUCUGACUGGUACACUGCUUCUGGCUGGACAAAAUGGAAUCAUCUUUAAACACCUGUCAGGAAGCCAGAACUUGAGGAUCUUCCUUAACUGAGUUUGGGGAUGUAAAAGGUAAAUCCGGGUAACUAUUAUGAGAUGUGCAAGUUCCCCCGGUCUAG